Capsella rubella is the source of this 1251-nucleotide messenger RNA. Its product is annotated as probable WRKY transcription factor 40. The record is from RefSeq and is a predicted model, not a curated record. Gene Ontology annotation, molecular function: DNA-binding transcription factor activity; sequence-specific DNA binding. The transcript is spliced from 4 exons. Bases 212 to 1105 code for a protein of 297 amino acids. Gene Ontology annotation, biological process: regulation of DNA-templated transcription. Lineage: Eukaryota; Viridiplantae; Streptophyta; Magnoliopsida; Brassicales; Brassicaceae.
UUUCCUCUCUAAAACACUCCAUUAUAUAUACACACACAAAUCUUUCAUUCUUCCACAAUCCCAUAAGAGAGAAUAACAGAAAGAAAGAACCCAAGAAAUUAGAGAAGACCUCUUUAACUACUACGAAUCUCUCGUAGCUUUCUUCCCCAGUUCACGGAGAACUCCCAUACCCACAAGAACCCACCAGAUCGAAUUUUCUAUAUAUACAUACAUGGAUCAGUACUCAUCGUCUUUGGUCGACACUUCUUUAGAUCUCACUAUCGGAGUUACUCGUAUGCGAGUUGAAGAAGACCCACCGCAGACAAAUGCUUUGGUGGAAGAAUUAAACCGAGUGAGUGCCGAGAACAAGAAGCUCUCGGAGAUGCUAACUUUGAUGUAUAACAACUACAACAUCUUGAAGAAGCAACUCGUGGAAUAUGAAAACAAGAGCAACAUCACGGAGAGAGACCAAAUCAGUCCUCCCAAGAAACGCAAAUCUCCAGCGAGAGAUGACGCUUUCAGUUCAGCUGUUAUCGGUGGAGUGUCGGAAAGUAGCUCAACGGAUCAAGAUGAGUAUCUGUGUAAGAAGCAGAGAGAAGAGACUGUUGUGAAGGAGAAAGUCUCAAGGGUCUAUUACAAGACCGAAGCUUCUGACACUACCCUUGUUGUGAAAGAUGGGUAUCAAUGGAGGAAAUAUGGACAGAAGGUGACUAGAGAUAAUCCAUCUCCACGAGCUUACUUCAAAUGUGCUUGUGCUCCAAGCUGUUCUGUCAAAAAGAAGGUUCAGAGAAGUGUGGAGGAUCAGUCCGUGUUGGUUGCCACUUAUGAGGGUGAACAUAACCAUCCAAUGCCAUCGCAGAUUGAUUCAAAUAAUAGCUUAAACCGCUACAUUUCUCUUGGCGGUUCGCCUACAGCAGCCAACCGAAGUACUGCACCAUUGACUACUGUCGAUCAGACUGAAUCCAAGAAAGUGACAAGCCCAACAUCAAGAAUCGAUUUUCCAGAAGUUCAGAAACUUUUAGUAGAGCAAAUGGCUUCUUCCUUGACAAAAGAUCCUAACUUUACAGCAGCUUUAGCGGCAGCUGUUACCGGAAGAUUGUAUCAACAGAAUCAAACUGAAGAAUAGUUUAUUUUCAAAUUCCAGUAGUCUUUUUAGAUUGAAAAUUUGUCAUGAGGAAGAGAAAGAGAGAGAGUAGAUUAUAAUCCACUGAUACUGAAAAUGUAACAUGUAAUCCUUUUCAUACAAUCCCCAAUACAUUCGGCUUAGAAACA